AUGUUGUGCUGUUCAACCACAACACAACCCCCUGUUAUAUUCAACCACAACACAACCCUGUUAUAUUCAACCACAACACAACCCUGUUAUAUUCAACCACAACACAACCCUGUUAUAUUCAACCACAACACAACCCUGUUAUAUUCAACCACAACACAACCCCCUGUUAUAUUCAACCACAACACAACCCUGUUAUAUUCAACCACAACACAACCCUGUUAUAUUCAACCACAACACAACCCUGUUAUAUUCAACCACAACACAACCCUGUUAUAUUCAACCACAACCCUGUUAUAUUCAACCACAACACAACCCUGUUAUAUUCAACCACAACACAACGCCCUGUUAUAUUCAACCACAACACAACCCUGUUAUAUUCAACCACAACACAACCCUGUUAUAUUCAUCCACAACACAACCCUGUUAUAUUCAACCACAACACAACCCCCUGUUAUAUUCAACCACAACACAACCCUGUUAUAUUCAACCACAACACAACCCUGUUAUAUUCAACCACAACACAACCCUGUUAUAUUCAUCCACAACACAACCCUGUUAUAUUCAACCACAACACAACCCUGUUAUAUUCAACCACAACACAACCCUGUUAUAUUCAACCACAACACAACCCUGUUAUAUUCAACCACAACACAACCCUGUUAUAUUCAACCACAACACAACCCUGUUAUAUUCAACCACAACACAACCCUGUUAUAUUCAUCCACAACACAACCCUGUUAUAUUCAACCACAACACAACCCUGUUAUAUUCAACCACAACCCUGUUAUAUUCAACCACAACCCAACCCUGUUAUAUUCAACCACAACCCUGUUAUAUUCAACCACAACCCAACCCUGUUAUAUUCAACCACAACACAACCCUGUUAUAUUCAACCACAACACAACCCUGUUAUAUUCAACCACAACACAACCCUGUUAUAUUCAACCACAACCCAACCCUGUUAUAUUCAACCACAACCCAACCCUGUUAUAUUCAUCCACAACACAACCCUGUUAUAUUCAACCACAACCCAACCCUGUUAUAUUCAACCACAACACAACCCUGUUAUAUUCAACCACAACACAACCCUGUUAUAUUCAACCACAACCCAACCCUGUUAUAUUCAACCACAACACAACCCUGUUAUAUUCAACCACAACCCAACCCUGUUAUAUUCAACCACAACACAACCCUGUUAUAUUCAACCACAACACAACCCUGUUAUAUUCAACCACAACACAACCCUGUUAUAUUCAACCACAACCCAACCCUGUUAUAUUCAUCCACAACACAACCCUGUUAUAUUCAACCACAACCCAACCCUGUUAUAUUCAACCACAACACAACCCUGUUAUAUUCAACCACAACACAACCCUGUUAUAUUCAACCACAACACAACCCUGUUAUAUUCAUCCACAACCCUGUUAUAUUCAACCACAACCCUGUUAUAUUCAACCACAACACAACCCUGUUAUAUUCAACCACAACACAACCCUGUUAUAUUCAACCACAACACAACCCUGUUAUAUUCAACCACAACACAACCCCCUGUUAUAUUCAACCACAACACAACCCUGUUAUAUUCAUCCACAACACAACCCUGUUAUAUUCAUCCUCAACACAACCCUGUUAUAUUCAACCACAACCCAACCCUGUUAUAUUCAACCACAACACAACCCUGUUAUAUUCAACCACAACACAACCCUGUUAUAUUCAACCACAACCCUGUUAUAUUCAACCACAACACAACCCUGUUAUAUUCAACCACAACACAACCCUGUUAUAUUCAACCACAACACAACCCUGUUAUAUUCAACCACAACACAACCCUGUUAUAUUCAACCACAACACAACCCUGUUAUAUUCAACCACAACACAACCCCCUGUUAUAUUCAUCCACAACACAACCCUGUUAUAUUCAACCACAACACAACCCUGUUAUAUUCAACCACAACACAACCCUGUUAUAUUCAACCACAACACAACCCUGUUAUAUUCAACCACAACCCUGUUAUAUUCAACCACAACCCUGUUAUAUUCAACCACAACCCAACCCUGUUAUAUUCAACCACAACACAACCCUGUUAUAUUCAACCACAACACAACCCUGUUAUAUUCAUCCACAACACAACCCUGUUAUAUUCAACCACAACACAACAGGGCAACCCCAUAGCGACAGGGCAACCCCAUAGCGACAGGGCAACCCCAUAGCGACAGGGCAACCCCAUAGCGACAGGGCAACCCCAUAGCGACAGGGCAACCCCAUAGCGACAGGGCAACCCCAUAGCGACAGGGCAACCCCAUUGCGACAGGGCAACCCCAUUGCGACAAAGCAAAAACAGGUUUUUAUACAUUUUUUAAAACUGUAUUCAGACCCUUUACUCAGUACUUUGUUGAAGCACCUUUGUCAGCGAUUACAGCCUUGAGUCUUCUUGGGUAUGACGCUACAAGCUUGGCACACCUGUAUUUGGAGAGUUUCUCCCAUUCUUCUCUGCAGAUCCUCUCAAGCUCUGUCAGGUUGGAUGGGGAGCGUCGCUGCACAGAUAUUUUCAGGUCUCUCCAGAGAUGUUCGAUCGGGUUCAAGUCCAGGCUCUCGCUGAGCUCGUCAAGGACAGUCAGAGACUUGUCCCGAAGACCCUACUACGCUGUCUUGUCUGUGUGCUUAGGGUCGUUGUCCUGAAUCCACUCCUGUGUUGCCAUGGCUGUGUGCUUAGGGUCGUUGUCCUGAAUCCACUCCUGUGUUGCCGUGGCUGUGUGCUUAGGGUCGUUGUCCUGUUGGAAGGUGAACCUUCGUCCCAGUCCUGAGCGCUGUGGAGCAGGUUUUCAUCAAGUAUCUCUCUGUACUUUGCUCUGUUCAUCUUUCCCUCGAUCCUGACUAGUCUCCCAGUCCCUGCCACUGAAAAACAUCCCCACAGUAUGAUGCUGCCACCGCCAUGCUUCACUGUAAGGAUGGUGCCAGGUUUACUCCAGACAUGACGCAAGGCAUUCAGGCCAAAGAGUUCAAUCUUGGUUUCGUCAGACCAGAGAAUCUUGUUUCUCAUUUUCUCAGAGUCCUUCUGGCAAACUCAAAGUGGGCUUUCGUGUGCCUUUUACUGAAAAGUGGCUUCCGUCUGGCCUCUCUACCAUAAAGGCCUCAUUGGUGGAGUGCUGCAGAGAUGGGAGAACCUUCCAGAAGGACAAACUAUAGUUUGUUAACAGGACAUUUGUGGAUUGGUUGAAAAAUGAGUUUUAAUGACUCCAACUGUGUGUGUGUGUGUGUCUAUAUAUUACAAAAGUAUGUGGACACCCCUUAAAAUUAGUGGAUUUGUCUAUUUCAGCAACACUGUUGCUGACAGGUGUAUAAAAUCGAGCACACAGCCAUGCAAUCUCCAUAGACAAACAUUGACAGUAGAAUGACCUUCCUGAAGAGCUUUCAAUGUGGCACCUUCACAGGAUGCCACCUUUCCAACAUGUCAGUUCGUCAAAUUUCUGCCCUGCUAGAGCUGCCCUGGUCAACUGUAAGUGCUGUUAUUGUGAGGUGGAAACGAGCAACAACGGCUCAGGUGUGAAGUGGUAGACCACACAAGCUCACAGAACGGGAAAUAAUCGGUUGCAACCCUCCACUACCGAGUUCCAAACUGCCUCUGGAAGCAACAUCAGCACAAUAACUGUUCGCCGGGAGCUUCAUGAAAUGGGUUUCCGUGGCCGAGCAGCCGCACACAAGCCUCAUCACCAUGUGCAAUGCCAAGCAUCAGCUGGUAUAAAGCUCACCUCUUCUGGACUCUGGAUCAGUGGAAAUGCGUUUUCUGGGGUGAUGAAUCACGCUUCACCAUCUGGCAGUGCAACGGAUGAAUCUGGGUUUGGCGGAUGCCAGGGCAACGCUACCUGCCCCAAUGUAUAGUGUCAACUGUAAAGUUUGGUGGAGGAGGAAUAAUGGUCUGGGGCUGUUUUUCAUGGUUCAGGCCCCUUAGUUCCACUGAAGGGAAAUCUUAACACUACAGCAAACAAUGACAUUCUAGAUGAUUCUGUGCUUCCAACUUAAUGGCAACAGUUUGAGGAAGGCCCUUUCCGGUUUCAGCAUGACAAUGCCCCCAUGAACAAAGCGAGGUCCAUACAGAAAUGGUUUGUCGAGAUCGGUGUGGAAGAACUUGACUGGCCUGCACAGAACCCUGACCUCAAUGUGGAGGCUGUUAUAGCAGCAAUGUUCCAACAUCUAGUGGAAAGCCUUCCCUGAAGAGUGGAGGCUGUUAUAGCAGCAAUGUUCCUACAUCUAGUGGAAAGCCUUCCCAGUAGAGUGGAGGCUGUUAUAGCAGCAAUGUUCCAACAUCUAGUGGAAAGCCUUCCCAGAAGAGUGGAGGCUGUUAUAGCAGCAAUGUUCCAACAUCUAGUGGAAAGCCUUCCCAGAAGAGUGGAGGCUGUUAUAGCAGCAAUGUUCCAACAUCUAGUGGAAAGCCUUCCCAGAAGAGUGGAGGCUGUUAUAGCAGCAAUGUUCCAACAUCUAGUGGAAAGCCUUCCCAGAAGAGUGGAGGCUGUUAUAGCAGCAAUGUUCCAACAUCUAGUGGAAAGCCUUCCCAGAAGAGUGGAGGCUGUUAUAGCAGCAAUGUUCCAACAUCUAGUGGAAAGCCUUCCCAGAAGAGUGGAGGCUGUUAUAGCAGCAAUGUUCCAACAUCUAGUGGAAAGCCUUCCCAGAAGAGUGGAGGCUGUUAUAGCAGCAAUGUUCCAACAUCUAGUGGAAAGCCUUCCCAGAAGAGUGGAGGCUGGUAUAGCAGCAAUGUUCCAACAUCUAGUGGAAAGCCUUCCCAGAAGAGUGGAGGCUGGUAUAGCAGCAAUGUUCCAGCAUCUAGUGGAAAGCCUUCCCAGAAGAGUGGAGGGUGGUAUAGCAGCCAAGGGGGCAACCAACUCCAUAUUAAUGCCAAUGAUUUUUGGAAUGAGACGUUUGACUAGCAGGUGUCCACUUGUUUUGUGUAUACACACACACACACACACACACACACACACACACACACACAGAGUAUGUAAUGUAUAGUGUAUAUGUCAUCUCCAUAUACAGUACAUACAAUAUUGGACAUCCUCUCAGAGCUCACAGGCGUCCCCCCCCCCCCAGCGCCCAGUCCUGCACCAGUUCCUGGAUCAGUUACGCCGCACCAGUUGCUCAGUCAGGCGCCCCAUUAGACCAACCCUUCCAUCUCCUGUUAAUUGAAUGUAACAGGCCCCAGAUCAGGGCCUAGAACCAGUGGUGUCAGUUGGCUUCGUGUUCAUUGGACAAAUCUUGGAAUGUUUUUUUUUUUUUUUUUUAAAUAACUGCUGUUUUUUGUAAAAGAAAGUACAUUUUUUAAAAAAUAACUGAGGAUCACAACUACUGCAAAUGAUUUACACAAUGGAAUUGCUUUUUAAUGUAUUUCUAUAUUGUUUUUAGUUGUCAGAUGUUUCUGUCAGAAAUGAAUAAAGCAUGGUGUCAGGUGCCAAAUAAACAGACAGUAUUGGAUACAUUUAUACUGUCAAAUGAUCUGUCGAACAAAAUGUUUGUACUCCUUUGGAUUUUGUAGAUUUUGUAUUGGUGUCCUGUAUUUUAGUGAACUUGUAGUUGUUUUUUGUUAACACAAAAUUAUUAUUUUUUUGUUGGGGGGGGUCAACUUUAAAAAGCAAGAAUUAAAGCUGCAAGUUUUCUUUUGUGAA
Molecule: messenger RNA, 5655 nt
Organism: Oncorhynchus masou masou (cherry salmon)
Lineage: Eukaryota; Metazoa; Chordata; Actinopteri; Salmoniformes; Salmonidae
Exons: 2
Coding region: 1-2211 (736 amino acids)
Source: RefSeq, a predicted model, not a curated record